Molecule: messenger RNA, 594 nt
Organism: Ostrea edulis (European flat oyster)
Lineage: Eukaryota; Metazoa; Mollusca; Bivalvia; Ostreida; Ostreidae
Product: citrate synthase-lysine N-methyltransferase CSKMT, mitochondrial-like
Exons: 1
Coding region: 1-594 (197 amino acids)
Molecular function (GO): S-adenosylmethionine-dependent methyltransferase activity
Source: RefSeq, a predicted model, not a curated record
AUGGACUGGCUCGUGGAUGCUUACAAAGUUUCUGAAAAUCUGGAACCUAAAAUAAACCAACUUCACAAAAAAAUGGAUGACAUUUGUUUAAACAUUCUAGACCUGGGUUGUGGAACAUCAGAUGUUGCUUCAGUACUGUUGAAGGAGUGCAAGACAGCUGUGAAUAUUCAUUGUGUUGAUUAUUCUGAGGGAGCACUUCAGUGGCAGAAAGGCUUGCUUUCAGAACUGAAUCAAAAUCAUGGAAACUUGUUGUCAAAUUACUGGCUUGUUAUGGCAGAUGUUUGCCAUCUACCAUUUAAGAAUAAGUUUUUUCAUGCUAUCAUUGAUAAAGGAACCAUUGAUUCUCUUCUAAAAUCCAGAGAUGGACAACAGUUGGCUGAAGAGUCUAUGAAGGAAAUUUUUCGUGUAUUGCAUCCUGAGGGAAAUCUGUGGCAGAUCACCGACGAAGAUCCAGAUCUCAGAUUACUUUUUUUACAAACUGUUCAAAACAACACCCAGAAGAGAUAUACCUCCUCAUUUGAAAUUUUGCUGAGUGAUUCUAUGACUGAUUAUUUUCUGUACACUGUCACAGAGGAUGCUCUUGGAAAAUCUUAA